Molecule: messenger RNA, 1740 nt
Organism: Lytechinus variegatus (green sea urchin)
Lineage: Eukaryota; Metazoa; Echinodermata; Echinoidea; Temnopleuroida; Toxopneustidae
Exons: 1
Coding region: 130-1518 (462 amino acids)
Biological process (GO): proteolysis
Molecular function (GO): serine-type endopeptidase activity
Source: RefSeq, a predicted model, not a curated record
CUCUACAAAAAAAAACCCAGAUGAUUAUUACCGGGAGUAAAUUCAAAAGUUUUUGUUAGAUCUGUAGUACAUUAUUAACGGCAAGGACGAAAAAGUAACACAUUAAGGGUUUUGCCGAAUAUUGCAAGGAUGGCGUAUUACUUGGAAAUUAUGAUUAUCUUGCUGCUAAUGAGCAUCCGUGCGCAAGGAAAUGGGAAAACUUGCAAUAUGGCUGAAAUUUGGGGAAGAAAAUGUUCUAUUGGAAAUGAUAUCAAAAUCAAUCCUUCUUCAGAAAGUCAAGCAUGUCAAGUGUGUGAGUUUUCAAGCAUGGGUAUUUGGCCAAGACGACCACUUUCUGUUGACAUGACGACGGUGUUCGAAAAAACAAAGAAGGAUGCGACGGUUGGGUUUUUGAGUAAGAAGGGUCAACCUUGUGGUAGACAAGAUGAAGAAAUAGAGCAUCGUGGAGGACACCACCUAGUGUUGAAUAGGCAAGGUCAAGAUAGUAAUGUGAACAUGGCGAACACUUUCACCCAUCAUGGUGCGGAUUUACCGCUCUUGUCGAGUCUAAGGACAGCAUCUGGACGCUACAUAGUUAAAAACCCUUCAACAUCUGCAGGAUUCUCUCAUGGUCCUAUCCAACGCUCCUUUCUGGGACGCAUCCCAUAUUGCAAUGUGGCGCAUCUGCGUUCUCCGUCGGUGGCUUGUUCGGGCAUGAUGAUCUCACCACGUUACAUCUUGACAGCAGCCCACUGCGUUCACGAUGGGUUUCGCUUUCACACUCGUUUGAAGAAAAUGCGCGUCAGUGUUCCGAGUGGCACCAGCUUUGAAAGUCGACGCGUUUCAAACGCGCAUGUACCACGACGUUGGCUUACGAAUAAGGGUAAACAGGACGCUGCGGCCGCACGACGCUCCGAUUCCGAACGCGCGGUUUACGAUUUCGCUGUUGUUGAGUUACUUCAUGAUAUCAACAGCAUGGCAGGAUGUCCGAGAAAUGGAACAGGUUCUAUGAUAACCAAUUCCGCCGGUGGAUACAAAGAGCCAUUCAGAGUAGUGACGGCAGGGUCGAGAAGAAGACUUGGUUUCGUAAGUUUUCCCGCCAUCGGGGAACUGAUGUGGCAAACAAUCUGUUCAACUUUGGACCAAUCAUUGACGUCCGUCCGAAGCGGACUGCUCGCAACGGACUGUCCAUCCUUAAAAGGAAGUUCGGGAGCUGGGGUCUUUGUGCAGCCUGAAGCUAUGUCCACAUCAGGAUUUCCUAUGUCCUCGUCGUUGCAGGAUCUCAUUGGAUUAGUCUCACAUAAGGUUGAUCUGUGGAAGAAUCGCUCUUACACGGUGAUAACAGUAUUAACUCGGAGUAAGAAACGACUCGUCUGCGCCAUGACUGAUUCCAGCGUCUACCAUUUCUGUUCAAAUGCUUUGCCAAAUAAGCAUCGAUUCAUAUCCUUUUUUCCAAAGAGGACUCCUAGGAAACACGCCAUGAUCGAUCUUCAAAAUACUACUAAUCUCAUAAAUUUCCGGAGACAACCUGAAAUUUAACAAUAAUUACGUUUGUAUUAAGUUCAAAGAGCUUAAGGGUAUCUGAAACUGGAGUCAAUUUGAUUUCUGAAGCCUGGUAGCAUGACGGGUUCUCAUACAGGCAGCCUUCCAUUCAUUCCAGCAGGAUCCAUGGUUAUCGUAUGUCAACAAGGUUUUACCUAUAAAUUGAUAUUUUUGGAAUAUCAAACAAGGUUGAUAAUAUUAAUCUAACCAAAUGCUGAA